AUGCAAGAUGGAUCAGAAGGCUUUUAUCGAGUUGAUGUUGAUGUUCCUGCUGAUGAUUGGGCUAAAAUUGCCGGAUUCUAUGAUGUUCUGGUGUUUAAUACUGGUCACUGGUGGAAUAAUGACAAAUUUCCAGAAGAGAAGCCUCUCGUCUUCUAUCAAGCAGGACAAGCAAUAGUUCCGCCUCUUGGGAUGUUAGAUGGACUCAAAGUUGUUCUUGCUAAUAUGAUCACAUACAUUCAGAAAGAAUUUCCUAGAAACACCCUUAAAUUCUGGAGAUUACAAUCCCCAAGACACUUUUAUGGUGGUGACUGGAAUCAAAAUGGGAGCUGCUUGUUCAACAGGCCCCUUGAGGAGAAUGAGACCCAGGAACAACGGNAGUUUCUGGGUCGGAUGAGGAACAGGAACAUUGGGUUUGUUGGGGACUCCCUCAACGAGAAUUUCUUGGCUUCUUUUCUCUGCACUCUCAGGGUCGCCGAUGAGGGAGCCAAAAAGUGGAAAAAGAAGGGUGCUUGGAGGGGUGCCUAUUUUCCCAAAUUCAAUGUCACCGUCGCUUAUCACCGUGCUGUUUUGCUCUCCAGAUACCAGUGGCAGCCAAAACAAGCAAAAGGUGGGAUGCAAGAUGGAUCAGAAGGCUUUUAUCGAGUUGAUGUUGAUGUUCCUGCUGAUGAUUGGGCUAAAAUUGCCGGAUUCUAUGAUGUUCUGGUGUUUAAUACUGGUCACUGGUGGAAUAAUGACAAAUUUCCAGAAGAGAAGCCUCUCGUCUUCUAUCAAGCAGGACAAGCAAUAGUUCCGCCUCUUGGGAUGUUAGAUGGACUCAAAGUUGUUCUUGCUAAUAUGAUCACAUACAUUCAGAAAGAAUUUCCUAGAAACACCCUUAAAUUCUGGAGAUUACAAUCCCCAAGACACUUUUAUGGUGGUGACUGGAAUCAAAAUGGGAGCUGCUUGUUCAACAGGCCCCUUGAGGAGAAUGAGCUUGACUCAUGGUUUGAACCCAGGAACAACGGAGUUAACAGGGAAGCAAGACUAUUGAAUUAUGUGAUUGAAGAAGCAUUAGAAGGCACAGACAUUCACUUGCUUGACUUAACUCAUUUAAGUGAGUUCAGAGCUGAUGCUCAUCCAGCAAUUUGGUUAGGAAGGAAAGAUGCAGUUGCAGUAUGGGGUCAGGAUUGCAUGCAUUGGUGUCUGCCUGGUGUUCCCGACACAUGGGUCGAUAUAUUGUCACAGCUGAUCCAUGAUGGCUUAGAAAAGAGCUGACGGGCCACUGAAAGUAAAGAACCUGUUCCAUUGGAAUGUUACAUAGCAUGAACAGAAAACUUCCUCUGGUAUGUUGUGUUGGGGGCCAUGCAGCCAAGUUCUGUGACCAGGAUACGAGAAUUUUGGGUUGUGCUUGAAAUGUGCAAGGCUGAUCUUGCUUGGAAGGAAAGCUUCAAUGGAGGAAGGAAGAGACUAAUUGGUCGACCAUAUGCUAUACUGAACAGGCCCGAUCUAAAUGCCAUUCAUCAUAGGCUUUUAACUUGUUAAAUUCUAGCGGUAACUCCUUUCAUUCAGAUUAUUUUGUUCAUAUUAUCAGUGAUAAAAAAAAAAGAAUUCCUGAAUCUUCUGUUCAAAA
Molecule: messenger RNA, 1609 nt
Organism: Vigna umbellata (rice bean)
Lineage: Eukaryota; Viridiplantae; Streptophyta; Magnoliopsida; Fabales; Fabaceae
Source: RefSeq, a predicted model, not a curated record